AUGGAUAGUAUAAAAACCAGAGCCAAUGAAUGUGUAGACAACUCUACAGACUCCAUUAAAGCUGUGAAAGAUGCAAUCGCUAUGGUAACAACAGCACAUAGUACAAUACUAGAACACACAGAUAUGUUCACUGAAUCCACCCUGUUGUACCCUCCCACAGUGAUGGCGGGGGAAAAGACAUCAAUAGAAAGUUUGAAAUCAGCAGACACUGGAUUUAAAUUUAAAGCCUCUAUAUCUGUUGAAUGUAGUCCAGAAACUUCUAGAAGACUAAAGGAUAUUGAAACAGCUUUAUCAUCCCUUCAAGACACAAAACAAAAGACUGAAGAUGACAUAUCAGAAAUAAAAAAAUGGAGGGACAACUUUGUUACAGAACAAAAAGACAUUAGGAUAAAAAUUGAAAAGUUGUGCAAGAAACAUAAACAGCACUUUAAAAGCAUUAGGACACAAAUACACGAACAAGAAAAAAAAUUAAAAAAUCUGUCUGAAGAAAUGGAAAGUUUAAGAGAAAAAGAAUCAAUUUUUGUCAAAAUAAUAGAACGAAUGUCAAUAGAUAUGAAAGAUUACAAAAGGAACUUAGAUAAAAUAAAUAAAGAGAUGCCAGGUCGAACAGAUAAAACAAGACAUUUAUCACAAGAAAUUAAGAGCCAUUCAGAUUUGAUAGCUACAAUACAAGAAGAUGGAAAGAAAAAUAGAAGGUAUACAACAAAAACAUGUGAAAAACUACUGUCUAAGACUGAAACUCAAGAAAAAGAUGUUCUUAAGUUGUCGCAGAAUUCUCCAGCAAUUGCCAAUCAACAAGUGAAACAUUCUACACUGGGGUUUGUUGCUUCACAAGGUCGCUGGAAUGGGGAAUGGUAUAUGGGACACCCAGUUAUUACAUUCAAAACUGUGAAACGGAACGUAGGAAACCAUUUUGAUCCAAAGACUGGAGAGUUUACCGCCCCUGUUGAUGGCCUGUAUAAAGCAAGUCCUACAAUAAAACAAACAGCAGAUGAUGAAGUUAAAGUGUGUGUUGGGCACAGAUCUGGUGGCGUGACGUCAUGGCUCGAUUGUGUUGUGACAGAAGAUAAAUCUGUGGACGCUUCUAGAACAUUGGAAGUUCAGAUGAAAACGGGAGAUGUUUUAUAUUCAGUCACUGGCCAUAAUGACUGUGAAUGUACACAUUUUUCUUGUGCUCUUCUUGACGUCUAGUUUUCAUACAACAUAACAUGUGCAGAGGCGUAGCGAGGGCGGGGCGGGAGGUGCGGACCACACCGGGUGACACCUGACCAUGUGACGCCACUUAACAUAUGUACAAACAAUUAUUACACAGUUUCUUGUAGAUAGUAGUCAAAAAGUGUUACAAAUUUAAUCCUUGAAGAAAAUUCAGAGGUUUAAAUAUACAAAUAUUUACAAUACAUUGUCAGAAAGAAUGAAAACGAAAGGAAGCUAGUGACCUAUUUUCUCUGCUCGCAACACCAAAGAUGUUACGUAUAGUAACAUCAAUGUUACAUUAACAAAAAAAAAACAAAAACAAAACAACAAACCAACAAACAAACUUCAACAUAAAUAGUCAGUAAUAUAAAUAAUGUGUUUGUUUUUAUUCAUUAUUUUACUCUUUUA
Physella acuta is the source of this 1602-nucleotide messenger RNA. RefSeq lists its product as uncharacterized. Lineage: Eukaryota; Metazoa; Mollusca; Gastropoda; Physidae. Gene Ontology annotation, molecular function: protein binding. The record is from RefSeq and is a predicted model, not a curated record.